AUGGCGACUCUCAAAUACGGCCUCAACAUCGCGAAAAAACCCUCAGGAGGUCCAUCACGUCCAAAAACACCCUUAAAGAAGCCUGUCUUCGGUGACGACGACUCGGAGCCCGAAACCUACGCUCCCGCAAGCAAUGGCGCCGCGGAAAUCAGUAGGUUCGACGAAGAUGCCCCCUCAAAACCAUCAGAGCAGAUCAACGGCACCAUCAAACCUGUGCUCAAGCCUAAUUCCAAAGCUAAAGACCUCGGUCCCUCGCAAUAUGGCGAUCUCUCCACCCUCCAGAGCCAGAAGAAGCACCAGCAGGAAGCCGAAGCCUUAGACCCUUCCAUAUACGACUACGACGCAGCUUACGAUGCACUACAUGCGAAAGACGCGGCCAGGAAGGCUGCUGCACGUGCUGAUGCCGCUGAAAGGAAACCCAAAUAUAUGGAGUCUUUGCUGGCCAGUGCUGAGGUCCGGAAGCGGGACCAGCUGCGCGCAAAAGAGAAGUUGUUGCAGCGCGAACGAGAGGCCGAAGGCGACGAGUUCGCCGACAAGGAGAAGUUCGUUACUAGCGCGUACAAACAGCAACAGGAGGAGAUCAGGCGGAUGGAAGAGGAAGAAAAGAUCAGGGAGGAAGAGGAGGCGAAGAAGAAGCGAAGUAUGGGUAUGCAGGGUUUCUAUAAGAAGAUCAUGGAGGAAGAGGAGAAGCGGCAUCAGGAGGCAAUGGAGUUGGCUGCGCAGGCUCGACCGGCGGGUAAGCAGGCGGCGGAGGAUGUCGAGAAGGAGAAGAGUGAUCUGGAGCUUGCUCGGGAGCUGAACGCGAAGGGGAGGAACGUUUUUAUCAACGACGAGGGGGAGGUUGCGGACAAGCGGCAGCUCCUCUCCGCAGGCUUGAAUAUCGCGCCUAAACCCAAGUCGGCGGCCGUUACUAACUCAAGCUCUUCAAAAGAUACUGCGUCCAAGCAGACGUAUCAGUACGAUGUGGCAAGCAGGAGAGCACAGGCUGAGCGCCAGGGGAGAAUGAUGGAAACGCAGAUGGCGCAGGCAGUAAAAAGGAAGGCGGAUGAAGAGGCAGAAAAACAGAGGCAAAUAGAGCAGGCGAGCAAGAGCAGGAAAACGGAAGCGGAUAUCAGCAGCGCCAAAGAGAGAUACUUGGCAAGGAAGCGCGAGGCGGCUGCAGCUGCGGCCGCCGCUAAAAGUCCUGAAUGA
This is a messenger RNA of Coniosporium apollinis CBS 100218, 1191 nucleotides long. RefSeq lists its product as uncharacterized. Bases 1 to 1191 code for a protein of 396 amino acids. Gene Ontology annotation, biological process: regulation of alternative mRNA splicing, via spliceosome. The transcript has a single exon. NCBI's taxonomy places the organism in Eukaryota, Fungi, Ascomycota, Dothideomycetes. The record is from RefSeq and is a predicted model, not a curated record.